Messenger RNA from Hippocampus comes (tiger tail seahorse), 2729 nucleotides. It is a transcript of the gene edem1, whose product is annotated as ER degradation enhancer, mannosidase alpha-like 1. Bases 146 to 2032 code for a protein of 628 amino acids. The record is from RefSeq and is a predicted model, not a curated record. Gene Ontology annotation, cellular component: membrane. NCBI's taxonomy places the organism in Eukaryota, Metazoa, Chordata, Actinopteri, Syngnathiformes, Syngnathidae. The transcript has 12 exons. Gene Ontology annotation, biological process: carbohydrate metabolic process; endoplasmic reticulum mannose trimming; mannose trimming involved in glycoprotein ERAD pathway. Gene Ontology annotation, molecular function: mannosyl-oligosaccharide 1,2-alpha-mannosidase activity; calcium ion binding.
GGCUGGUUUGUUGACAGGAAGCGUGUGCACCAGGACACUUCCACAAACUGCUGUGACACAAGUACAGUCCAAGAUAUCGCUUUCGUUUAGUCCACGCAGGUGUACGCACAUAAAGUAUGCGUUUUUAUAGCGAGUCUCAGCAAAGAUGCAAUGGCGGUCAAUAGUAGUCGGUCUGGUCCUGUUGAGACUGUCUGUCAGUUUAUGGCUCGCCUUCGGACUCGGAGCUUACGUUAGCUUGGGCACCAGCCACACCGACGGCGGCGCCGAGGAGCCCUCGACCGGGGAGAGGAAAGGGAACGACUCGUGGUCCAAACGGAUAAGCGGCUACAAACAUGAGGAGACCACCGGGACCUGUGCCGUUGUGGCGGGCGAGUCUCCGAAGAGGCCCUACAUGAGCUUCUUCGACGGCAACAAGGAUGAUUACGUCCGCAGAUACAGCUCCUUCCCGCGAACCCUGAAAAUCACCAUGAAGGAGAAGGCCAGAGAAAUGUUCUACUUCGGCUAUGACAACUACAUGAAAUAUGCGUUCCCCAAAGACGAACUCAACCCAAUUGACUGCGAGGGCAGGGGUCCUGACGUACACAACCCCUCUAACAUCAACAUCAAUGACGUCCUGGGAAACUACUCGCUGACGCUCAUUGAUGCCUUAGACACCCUACUGGUGCUUGGAAAUGUCACAGAGUUCCAGCGGGCCGUCCAGCUGGUUAUCGACACCGUAUCUUUUGACAAGGAUUCAACGGUGCAGGUUUUUGAGGCCAACAUCAGGAUUUUAGGCAGUCUCAUCUCGGCUCACAUUCUGCUCACCGACUCCAAGCAUCCAUUUGGAAGGGUGAAGUUUGAGGACUAUGACAACCAGCUGCUGCGUUUGGCACACGACCUGGCCGUGCGUCUGUUGCCCGCCUUUGAGAACACCAGCACAGGUAUCCCUUACCCCAGGGUGAAUCUAAAAUCCGGAGUCCCUUCCGGCAGUAUUAACGAGACGUGUACUGCAGGAGCUGGAUCGCUGCUUGUGGAGUUUGGAAUUCUGAGCCGGUUGACAGGAGAUUUCACAUUUGAAGCAAUGGCUCGACAAGCUGUCAGAGCCCUCUGGAAGCUGAGGAACAAUGAAACUGGUCUGCUAGGCAACAUUGUCAACAUCCAAACGGGCCACUGGGUGGGGAAGCAGAGCGGUCUGGGCGCGGGUAUGGACUCCUUCUAUGAGUAUCUGCUCAAGUCUUACAUCCUGUUCGGUGAGGAGGAGGACUACACCAUGUUUCAAGCCGCUUACGCGAGCAUCCAGAACCACCUGAGGCGAGGGCGAGAAUCAUGCAACGAAGGAGAAGGUGACCCGCCCAUGUACGUCAACGUCAACAUGAUGAGCGGCAAGAUCAUGAACACGUGGAUUGACUCCCUGCAGGCCUUCUUUCCCGGGCUGCAGGUGCUAAAUGGUGAUGUGGAAAACGCCAUUUGCCUCCAUGCUUUCUACUAUGCCAUCUGGAAGCGCUUUGGGGCUUUGCCAGAGAGGUACAACUGGCAGCGGCAAGCUCCCGAUGUCCUGUUUUACCCGCUCAGACCUGAGCUGGUGGAGUCCACCUAUUUGCUCUACCAGGCGACCAAAAAUCCUUUCUACUUACACGUUGGAAUGGACAUUCUUCAGAGCCUUGAAAAAAAUACCAAAGUCAGAUGCGGUUAUGCCACCCUCCAUCACGUUGUUCACAAAUCCAAAGAAGAUCGCAUGGAGAGUUUCUUCCUCAGCGAGACCUGCAAAUACCUUUAUCUGCUGUUUGAUGAGGACAACCCGCUUCACAAAUCGAGUAACAAAUACAUCUUCACCACCGAGGGUCACUUGAUGCCCGUCGACAAGCGUUUCCGGGAGAAAGGAUCGAGCGGCAAGUGUCCGCGUGAAGUCGACGAGCCGUUGCAGACGACGACAACUGAGCAACCCUCUCAGAACACCAGUAAUUGCAUCCGCAUUCCCGAGGCGCGACGCUAUACGCUGCCCUUGAAGAGCGUCUAUAUGAGGCAGAUCGAUCAAAUGGUAGGGCUGCUCUGAGUCCUAUUUGGCCAGGUGCACUAAAACUACCACGAGAAUGGAGAGCUUUCCACAGGAACAUGAUUUCAAAUUUUUUUCCUCGUUUCAGUCUGUCAGUCACUUAUGGAGUGUUUCGAGAGAGAGUGUGUGUGUGUGUGUGUGUGUGUGUGUGUGUGUGUGUGUGUGUGUGUGUGUGUGUGUGUGUGUGUGCGUGUGCGUGUGUGCGCACACCUCUUCUAACAUAUGAAGCAUUCAGUGCCUGUUUGGACUUUACCACAAGUGCUGUAUCCUCGUUUUAAAUUGUGCACGCUUCUGUUGUCGAGUCUUGCUUUUUCAUUUCUUGGGUAUAAUAAUGUACAGAAUCAAAUGCAAGCAUCUACAUUUUGACCACUGUUUUAGAAGUGCCUUCAGUCAUUUAUUUUUUUGUGUUAUUCCGCAAGAGACCAUCCACAGAUGUUUACAACUAAUUCAAGCCAUAGAUUUCUAUGUGAACAUUUUCUAACAUGCUUUUUUUUCUGAUUUCUGAGGCCUAUUGUAAUUGCUUCAUACCUGCUAUAAUUGUCUCAGGGUGUAAAGAAGAACAAAUUGAUGAACAAUCUCACAAAAUGAUGUCUUAGUUAUUGCCUCUAAGGCCAUAAGGUAUUAUUAUUUUUUUCUUUUUAAGUGGCACAUUUUCAUGUGUUUAUUUGCCAAGUAAACUUGCUGCACAGGAAUCAGA